Molecule: messenger RNA, 3491 nt
Organism: Aphis gossypii (cotton aphid)
Lineage: Eukaryota; Metazoa; Arthropoda; Insecta; Hemiptera; Aphididae
Gene: GlcT
Product: ceramide glucosyltransferase
Exons: 8
Coding region: 1117-2649 (510 amino acids)
Biological process (GO): glucosylceramide biosynthetic process
Cellular component (GO): membrane
Molecular function (GO): ceramide glucosyltransferase activity
Source: RefSeq, a predicted model, not a curated record
CACGAUACCUACGAUAUUAUACGUUACGAUUAUGACGAUCUCCGGAGACGAAAUCGUUCUUCGAUCGCCUUUGGUCCGCUGACGUGAUAAUAAUAACACACAAACAAAAUAUAAUAAUUUAUAAAUAACAACAAUAUUAUUAUUAUUGUGAUGACGCACAAUCGUCGGAGGUUCGGGGCGGCGUAUUCGAUAGCGACCGACCGGAAAACGGUGUUUACGAGUCUGCAGUCGGCGACGGGUACCUGUAAUCUGUUUAUACAGUAGUUCCGGACUCGGCACACCUAACCACUAUCACACUUCUCCCUACGAUUUACAUUAAUAACAACAACAACAACAACAACAACAACGGCAACAGUAAUAGUAAUAAUAAUAAUAAUAAUGAUAAUUAAUGGAUAAUGUGCUUAUCAGACUUCGUGAUUAUGCAACAAUAUCGUUCGAUCAUAUUAUUAUUAUUAUUAUGGUAAUAAUUAUUGCUCACUCAAGUCUGUCGUAGCAGCACUACUAUGUACUGUAGUUGUCCGUGCAAUACAUUGUAAGCGCGUACGUAAUAUCAGUGUUUUUACGCGGUAGACGAGGCGUCAUGUUACACAUUAUUAUUUCAUCGUAUCUCAAUGACACCGCCGCACACGUUUCGCCUUCACGAUAAAAAACUACCGAGCUGAUAAUAAAAAGAUGUUACGCAAUCACCGUUACCGUACGAAAUGUGUUUUCGGCUGGUUCGAUCCGUUUCCGUCACGCCGUGAGCCGAUCUCGAUUGUCAUUCGCACCCGACCAGCAGCGACUACCUGACGGACGAUCGUCGCGACCGGACACCGCCGUUUAACCGCCAAAGCGUGUGCGUUGGAUUCCCGCGGUCGUUGUUUUUUUUUUCUCGUUUUUCGCGACCGCCGUUACCGAUCAGCGUUAUAAGAUUACGAAUAUUAUUAUCACGUACGCCCAAUAACCGCCGUCGCCGUCGCCGCCGCCGCCGCCGCCGACGAUCCGGACACCGACGCCGCGUCUCUCGAAUUGUUAUGUGAACUCCGAGUUGUGUCUGUAUACAGGUGUUCCAGUGCCAGAAGAGGAGACAUAACUCGUAGAUGGAUACAAUAGCAAGGAGAAGCGGUAGAACAAACGAUGCAACUAAUACCACAGCCAAUGUUUGCCGAUUAUGACAUACUAUUGGCUUGCGGGCUGCUCAUAUUCUGGUGCGGUUAUUGGCUGGUGCACAUAAGUGCAAUAUGCUACGGGAAGUAUAAACUCUACAGAAAGCCCAAACCAGAAUCAUCUGUUCAGUCGAUACCGUCUCUAGUAUCUUUAGAACAUGGUUUGCCGAGAAAUACCAAAAAGCAAUAUCCGGGUGUUAGUAUAUUGAAACCAUUAUUGGGCGUUGAUCCCAAUUUAUUUGUCAACUUAAGCUCAUACUUUCAGAUGGAAUAUCCGACGUAUGAAGUACUAAUAUGCGUGGUCGAUCAGAAUGAUCCUGCUGCGAUGGUAGCUAAUCGGCUGUUGGAAAUGUAUCCAUCAGUAGAUGCUCGACUUUUUUUAGGUGGUUCUCAAGUAGGUGUUAAUCCGAAAAUCAAUAAUGUACAUGCAGCAUACCAAGCAGCCAAGUACUCUUUGAUACUUAUAUCAGAUAGUUCAAUAAAAAUGAAAAAAGAUACACUUAGUGAUAUGGUUGAUAAUAUGGCUGAUGAUGUUGCAAUUGUACAUCAAGUACCAUUUACGUGUGAUCGAAUUGAUAAUAGAACUGAGCCUAUGACUUCACCUUUGUCAAAUAAUACGACAGAUCCUUCAUCAUUUUUAAAAUUAGAUGGAAAAGUAGAAUACCAAUAUCAAACUCGUAAACAACGACGUUUUGUUUCUACUUUAGAAAAAGUAUUUUUUGGAACUGCUCAUGCACGUGUGUAUUUAAUGGCUGAUCUUGUAGGUGCUAUAUGCCAUACAGGUAUGUCAACACUAUUGCGUAAGCAAGCAAUGGAUGAAUGUGGUGGUUUGCAAGCAUUUGCAAGUUAUCUUGCUGAAGAUUAUUUUAUGGCCAAAUUUGUUGUUGCCCGAGGUUGGCGUACUACUAUAAGCAGCCGACCUGCAUUACAAAAUAAUGGAGGCAGUGAAUUAAGUAAAUUUCAAGACCGUCUUAGAAGAUGGGUCAAACUUAGGAUAGCUAUGGUACCACACACAAUUGUAUUGGAACCAUUAUCUGAAUGUUUAAUUUUAGGAGCCUGUGCUGCAUGGGCAGCAAACACACUUUCUGGGGGUUCAAUUGAUCCUUAUGCAUUCUACAUGAUACAUGUGCUUGUUUGGUUUUUGUUAGAUUGGAUUCUCUUAAAUGUAAUGCAGAAUGGUCCUUUGCCGUUUACAAAAUUCGAGUAUUUAGUUGCUUGGUUGUAUAGAGAAUUCAUGGGACCAUACCUGUUUUUAACAGCACUCUUAUGGCGCCCAUCAGUUGUUACAUGGACCACACGGCAAUAUCGACUACGCUGGGGUGGUCUAUCAGAAAUUUAUAACCAACAAUCAACAAGCUCCAGCUCAGAUUCCAUAACUGCCACAGUGCCUAUAGCAACUACUACCAGUGUCACUUAUGACACAACUGUGCCUAAUAAUUACUGUAGUACUCACCAGCAGCAACCUCCAAAUGGUAUUGGGUUCACAUCAAAAAUUAAAGUUUAAAAAACAGCAAAUAGCUACUUACAAACUUUUUUACGAAUUUAUUUUUAAAAUUAAGAUAAUAAUUUACCUCCAAUAUAUGUGUAACCGAUAUUUAUUAAAAAUACAAUGAUCUGGAUAAAUAUUUUUGAUGUCACGUGCCUUUUGAAAAAUCUAUGUAUAAAACUGUAAUAUACAAUGUUAUAAUUUUGUAAUUAAAAUAAUAAUAAAAAAAAUAUAUGUAAUAAUAUACUUACAGUAUGUCCAAAGAUAGAAGCGAUGUACAAUAUUUUUGAGGAAUAAUAUUCAAUAUGAAUUUUGGUUUUUUUCAUAAUGAUAAUUGUAAUACACAUUUUAGAAAUAAUUUUGUUAUUUGCGCAUGUGCUCAAAAAAAAUUUUUUUUAAAUGUUUUAAUGAUAAAUCAGAACAUGCUUAAUUUUUAAGUUUCAUUGAUUUAUUAUACUUCCUUUGAAAUUUGAAAUGAAAUGAAUGAAACCAAGUUAUAAGUAUUCAAUAUAGUCUAUUUACUUAACAUAUUUAUUAUUGAAAUAUAUAUAAUUAGUGGUUUCCAAUAUUUUUUCAUUAAAAAAAAAUAACUUAAAACAUUAAUAAACAUUAACAUUCAUAAUUUUUUUUUUUUUUUUGAUAAUUUAAUGACUAAUUAGUAUUAUUAAUGUACAACUUUAAUUACCUACUUAAUGUAGAAUAUUCUAAAAUAUUAAGUUUUGUAUAUUUAGCCUUAUGCCUAAAAUUGACUCAGUCAAUUAUACCAAAUCAAAUAAAUCCGGAUUAUAUGAGAUGAAACUAUUGGUAACUUAAAAAUGUUAGUGUGUUCAAAUUUGUAAAAACAGCAUUGCUAUUAAAAA